Messenger RNA from Drosophila sechellia, 4576 nucleotides. It is a transcript of the gene BubR1, whose product is annotated as Bub1-related kinase. Gene Ontology annotation, biological process: protein phosphorylation; mitotic spindle assembly checkpoint signaling; meiotic sister chromatid cohesion, centromeric. The transcript is spliced from 5 exons. Gene Ontology annotation, molecular function: protein kinase activity; ATP binding. The record is from RefSeq and is a predicted model, not a curated record. The coding region runs from base 96 to 4427 and encodes 1443 amino acids. Gene Ontology annotation, cellular component: nucleus. NCBI's taxonomy places the organism in Eukaryota, Metazoa, Arthropoda, Insecta, Diptera, Drosophilidae.
AUCAUUCAUCUCUAGCAUUUGCUUCGGCGCGUAGUUUUUGUUUAACCGAUACAAGAUAACCAAAGUAUUCAGGUCAUUUGCUUGAGGAGAACGAUAUGGACUUUGACAAUGCGAAAGAGAACAUUCAGCCGCUGGCCAGUGGUCGCAACGUGAGCCUUCUGCAGGCUUCUCUCAGCCAGGACUCCGCCCACGGGCAGGAACUGCUGGCACAACGCAAGCAAAUGGAGGAGGAGGUGCGCACAUACACAGGCACGGAUCCUCUCGGGGCCUGGUACAAGUUCAUCUGCUGGAUCGAGCAGAGCUAUCCGGCGGGGGGCAGUGGCUCCGGUCUGCAGACUGUCCUUCACCAGUGCCUCACCAAAUUUGAAGACGACGAGCGCUACCGUCAGGACAAGCGGCUCAUUAAGCUUUUCAUCAAAUUCAUGGAGAAACAGAAGGACAAGAUCGAGUUUUAUCAGCAGAUGUACAACAACGGGAUCGGAACAAUGCUGGCAGAUUUCUACAUCGCUUGGGCCUACAGCUACGACCUGAGCGGCAACAUGCGCAAGGCCGACGAGAUCUUUCGCUUAGGUCUAGAGUGCCGCGCAGAGCCAUUAGAGGAUCUGAAGGAGGCCCACCAGCACUUCGGAUAUACGGUGGGCCAGCGCAUGCUCUAUAGCACUGGUGAAGAGGCCAACGCAGUUAACCAGGAACUUAACGAGCGACGGCUAGCGCUGCAAUCCCUUCAUGGUCGCCGGCAGCAGAUCUCUAACAGCAUCACCGUCGGCAGCAUCCGUACCGGAGCAGCAGUUAAAAGCGGCCUGCCAGGCGUGGUUCAGGUCGAGCCUUCAACCACCACCAGUAGGCGCAAUGUUGGUCGGAACGUUGAGGUGUUUAAUGACGAAAAUUCUGAAGGAAAUAUCCCGAUCUCUACGGAGACGGAGGUGAAGUCAAGCCUGCGAUCCAUUAUAGACUCGGCUUGCAGUCAGGAGAAUAUAAAAGAACCGGUGCCCUGGAAUAAGGCCAAUGCUAAACGCCACAAGCAUGGCAAAAUUUUCGGCAGUAACGCCUCGCCGGAUCUGGGCUUUGAUAUACACGUGGACGAACAAGCAAUGCCACCUAUUACAAACUACGAACGUCGUCUAGAUCAACCCUUUAGAUUUCCGACGAACUUUGUGGCCAAGAACAGGCCUCAGGAACCGUGGGUGACGCCAGUUACCAUUGAGGACGAGCCAAACGCAAGUGGACUUCCUUGCUAUAACAAGUGUCUCCUUUACCCUCGCCCCAACGUCGAGUUCUCGCCCGAAGAGUAUCGAGCCUAUUCCUUUUUGAAGCACCGCAACCCAAAACAUCCAUUUGUCCAUCGCAAUGAUGAUUGGUGGGGCACUGGACGGGUGAUCAGAGGAAUUCGCUGUUAUCCGAAUUUCGCAAGAUUUUCUAAGGCACAAGAUCUCGAUGAGCUAGACAAGUUUUGGAAACCCCCGCUGGUAGCGGGCCUUCAGGUCGUUUUUGACAAGAUUUACAACGAAGCUGAGCAAAAGGAGUACCAGCCAGAGGAGUUGUUGGCAGCCAAAUGGAUGGAAAAACGAAAUGUGACAGUUCAUGGCGACUUUGACAUGGAAGAAACUGUUUGCUUGCCGGGAAACAAGAUGCCACGCCGCAAGAGCUUCUUUCCCUCUUCUUCCAGAAAAUCCAUCAUUCCACGCAGAGUUUCGUCUGUGCAGGAGGAGGAUGAAAAGGAAGAGGAUGAGGCCACUUUGAUUGUAAAGGAUAUACCUUCGCAGGUGCCACCUAAGAUACCUGAAUCGCCGUGCGAUCAAAAGGAUGAGCCAAAAAUUAAAAUAUUCGAGGAUUCCGAUUCUCCGCGUGACAAUUUUGCUGUACCGGCCGUUCCUGUUCCGAAAAUAGAGAUCUAUGAAGACUCUGAAGAGCCGCAGCCAACUACAAAAACAAGGCCGUUUUAUGACGGAGAUGAGACCUGCUCCACACAAAUGUUCAACAUGUUCAUAAAGUCGCAGGCAGUAAGCACUCCUAAGGGAACACAGAAACAGGCGCCGUCACGUCAAUUUGGAACCGUGCUCAAAGAACUACCGCUACCAGAGGAGCCUGCUCAUUCCGUCGAAUCUCCAGUGGAGACUCGUUCUCCAACUUUGCGAAAGCAACUAUCUACCAUAUUGGAAACCUCUGAGCACGGCACACAAAGCUUGGCGACUAGCGGCGCCUCCACUAAAUCCACUAUAACCUCCACGUCUUCGCCCGGAUCCAACGCUGUUUCUAAACUUGGCAGCAAGAUUGAAGAGAACACUCCUGGACAAAUGCGUCUGCAGCGCGUGAUAAGUGCUGGGGUAUCAGCAGUCGUUUCGGAGACGGAAAAACAGGGUGGUGACAACUUUUUGCGCCGUGAGUUAUGGGAACCCAAUGCGCCUAGCGUGCCUAUGCUUAAGUCACUGCGCUUCCAAGAGGAUAAGACAGAGACUAUCCCCAGACCUCUUGCUUGCUUUCAGGAAGAUAAAACUGAAACACUCCCACAAAUGCCCAUCGCAUUGCCGGAGAAUUCUAUGCAUAAUGGCUCACUGGGAGCUGAAAAUUGUUUUUCCGCACCGCAACUUCCCACUCUGGAGGAUGAAAGUGAUUUGUGUGGAUUAUUUGGAAAGACACCGCCGAAAACAAAUAUUUUUGGCUCUCCGAAGCGCAAUUUCGAUCCAACUUCACAGCUUUUUAAAUCGACACAGGGCGAUCGGAGCUCCUUUGCAGUGACUGGCAACAAACUGGAGCUGCAGGAUUCCUUUAUGGCCGACCUUUCCUUUGUGCCCGAGACGCAGCCUGAAGCUUUAGCAAAAUCAAGGGCGAUACAAAAGUUUGAUAUUUUUCUGGACGACACACAGCCAAAUUGUAAGCUUCCAAAACCAGUAGCUGUAAUGGGCUCCAGCUUUGCCUUAGACUGCACCCUACCCGAAACGCAGCAGGUGUCAAUUAAGGAGCCAGGGACUCAACAGGAAAAUAUUGGACAGUCCCAUAUGAUUGCCUCGUUUAUGAAAGAUUGCACAGAAAUAGGCAGCUGUCCUUCACAGAUCGCAAGCACAUCGAACAAGAUCAAAUUUUCCAACGAUACCAUGUCAGAAUCGUCAAGGAAAGCCCCUGUGAAUGAAAAUUUCGGCAUUUCAAGACAACCGGACGAAUUUUUUGAGCUUAACGCAGCUACUGAAAUGUUUGCAACCAAUAUCAGUAUGAUAAAAAAUUCCACACUGCUGCCCCCUAACGCAAUGGAAGCAGAGGCGUCGGAACUAAGCAUCUACUAUAAGACAACUCCACUGACGCCGAAGCAAUCGCAUCGUUCCUGGUCGCAGUCUGAUUUAGAAACUCCUCCGCGGGAAAACUUUGUUCACCCCACCUCCAACGGAGAUCAAACUGUUUUGAACGAAACGCUGGCAGACGCUAAUAAAAACCCAUUCAAUGUAGAACUGAUCAGCUCGCUGCUGGAAUCAAUUGACUUUUCUAUGUACAUCGAAAAGCUGCCCCAUUGUCAACUUGUUGGCCACGUUAAGCGCCUACAUCCUAACACCAGCCUGGAAGUGCACAACGAAAAGUUUGAGGUGUCUAAAAUGAUAGGAAAGGGGGCUUAUGGCUCGGUUUAUGUAGGAAAGCAUCUCAAAUCUGGCAAGAAGGUCGCGCUCAAGCAGGAACGGCCCACUAACUACUGGGAGUUCUACAUUUGCCUAGAGAUUCACAGCCGGCUAACUAGUGAGCAAAUGAUUCCAUCCUAUGCACAUAUUGACUAUGCACUGGUAGGAAAUAAUUCCAGUGUAUAUAUAUCAGAGUUUUCAGACUAUGGCUCACUGAUCGGUGUAUGCAACAAGGUUAAGAGUGUUACCAGCAGGAAUCUGGACGAGUAUGUGGUAAUGCAUCUGAGUUGCCAAAUGCUCGAUAUUGUGGAUCACCUGCAUGCCAUGGGUAUAAUCCACGCCGACAUCAAGCCGGAUAACUUUCUACUUAUGAAACCGAUAUGUGCGGAUCCCAACGAAGUCAGCCUGCAGCUUAUUGAUUUCGGUGUGUCUAUUGACAUGAAGCUGUUUCCGGACAAUCAGACAUUCAACUAUGUUCAUCAUGAUGACCUGUUCAAGUGCAUUGAGAUGAGAACGGGACGCCCAUGGACUUACCAGUUAGAUUUAUAUGGUCUGGUAAGCGUUAUGCAUGUGCUGCUCUUCGGCCGCUAUAUGGAAGUAGUGCAGCGGGCUCCGAGCACGAUUUGGAUGCCGAAAACAAACGUGCCACGCUACUUUCAGCGCACAAUGUGGGAAAACAUCUUCCGCACUCUGCUCAACAUUAGAGAUUGUCGCACCAUGCCCAAUCUGCAGCAACUGCGUACGCAGCUCAAAUGUGCGUUGGCCGAAAAGGAAAAAUAUGUUGGCGAGGCAAUCAACAAGUUUAACACGAUAUUGCAGAAGUAAAUAGCUGUCUUUUUGUGCAAACAUAUUAAUAUAAGCACAUUCACAUAACAUACCUUAACACAUUCUUGUUAAAUGGUUAGUGGUUGCUAUAGGUAAUACACUUUUAAACAGUUUUAAAAAUUAAAAUAAAAAGAAAAUGUUUUUAAAAA